Messenger RNA from Neltuma alba, 1809 nucleotides. RefSeq names its product provicilin-like. The transcript is spliced from 7 exons. Bases 1 to 1809 code for a protein of 602 amino acids. The record is from RefSeq and is a predicted model, not a curated record. Lineage: Eukaryota; Viridiplantae; Streptophyta; Magnoliopsida; Fabales; Fabaceae.
AUGGGUUGCUUCAAAGCCAGGCUUCCUGUUCUCUUGCUUCUGGGUUCUGUUUUCCUGGCGGUGGCCUCCGUUGGCCUUGCCCACUGGGAAGAUGAUGAGAACUCGGAAUACCGAGUCUGUGUGAGAAACUGUGUCGUUCAGAGUGAUCCUUCCGUGUAUGCCCAGUGCCCUGCUCACUGCAGGUCGAAGAAGGACCGGCAUGAGGAGAAGGAAGAAGCAGCUGAACGGGACCCACGUCUUCCUGACCCUCGCCGUCCAUGGCGGCCGGGACAGACCGAAGAAGGAGAGGGGGAGGAGACGGAGGAGGAGAAACCUCAGCGGCAAAGAGAGAGGGAACAACAACAACAACGUCCACACCGACAACCUCGUCCAGGAAGAAGGCCACAAGAAGAAGAACAAGAACAAGAAGAAGGUCGACACCGGCAACCUCGUCCAGGGAGGAGGCCACAAGAAGAAGAAAAAGAAGGACAAGAAGAAAGUCCACAACGACAAUCUCGUCCCGGAAGGAGGCCACAAGAAGGAGGACAAGGGGAGAAACAGAAACAGCAACAAGAAAACCCGUAUCACGUGCCCUCUGAUAGGUUCCAAACCCGAUUCGAGAACGAAAAUGGUCGGAUCCGGGUCCUCCAAAAGUUCGAUCACGUGUCCCCACACCUUCGGAUGCUCCGAUACUACCGAAUCGUCGAAUACAGAGCCAGACCGGGAACCCUCAUUGUGCCCCACCACUCCGAUGCCGAGUACCUCGUCAUCAACACCAGAGGAAGGGCCAUAGUUACUCUUGUUCUUCCAAAUUACAAGGAGUCUUUCAACCUAGAGCAAUUUGAUGUUUUGAGGGUUCCCGCAGGGGCCAUAUGUUACACUAUUAACCGUGCCAGUGGUCAAGAUCUUGAGCUCAUCAAACUCGCUUUACCCGUUAACAUUCCUGGUCAAAUUGAGAACUUCUACCCCUCUGGCAAUCAAAUUCCCAAUUCUUACCUCAAAGCCUUCAACAGGAAGACUCUCCAGGCCGCCUUCAACGCCUCGUACGAGGAGAUUGAGCAGGCAUUUUGGGGAACAGAGCAGCAGCAACAACAAGGACAACAGGGUUCAGAAGAAGGAGUGAUAGUGAAAUUGCCGAGGGAACAAUUGAGAUCACUGAUCAGCCGUGCCCAAUCAAGGCAAAGAAGGGAAGAGAAGAGUUCACCAUUAGGUCCUUUCAACUUGAAAAACAUUCAGCCUCGCUACUCCAACAACCAUGGCACCUUACGUGAGGCUCACCCUCAACGCUUCGAAGCUCUUCAAGACCUUGGCAUCGGUGUCUCCCACCUAAGACUCAACGAGGGAUCAAUGUUUCUGCCUCACUACAACACAAGAGCGAUAAUACUGGCCUUCGUUGCUGAGGGACAAGGAGACACUGAAAUGCAGAGGCAGCGGGAAGGAGAAGGAGAAGGACAAGAGCAUAGAGAAGGACAAUUUAAGAGGUUAGCAGCAAGACUAUCGAAGGGUGAUUUUUUCAUAGUUCCGGCAGGUCAUCCUGUAGCUGUCAGAGCCUCAAGGAACAGCAACUUGGAGGUCGUCGAGUUCGUACUUAAUGCCCCCUACAACUUCAGGAGCUUCCUCGCAGGCAAGAGUCAGAAUGUGCUGAAUGAGUUGGACAGAGAGGUGAAGGAAGCGGCGUUUGAAGGGUCCGGCGAACAAGUGGAGAGGCUGUUGAAUCGACAGAGAGAGUCGUUCUUCGUGGAUCGUGAGGAGCAACCAAGUGGGGGAGGCAGGUCGCCCAGCCAAACUGGUAAGGUUGCUUGGUCUUCAAUCUUGACGGCUUUCAUGUGA